CAGAGUUUUUUCGCAAUGGCUUUCUGCAGCUAAGAGUGGUCCGCUGCUUUUGUUUUUUGGCUGUGAAACACUGAAGACGCGACCAUUUUUAAUUAAAAAAAAUAAAAAAUCAAGCUCUUCUAAAGUACACUGUGCUUCGAGGUUUUGAAUUUGCAGGCAAUAUGCACUCGUUGAUGGUGCGUAUCCCGUCCUUCAGAUUUGAGGACAGUGCCAUGGAGAAAGGAUAUACGGUAUUUAAAAUUGACGUGCUGACGAGUGGAAGACAGCACUCCAUUGAGAAACGCUACAGUGAAUUCCACUCACUACAUAAAAAGCUGAAGAAGUUUAUAAAAACACCUGAAAUGCCCUCCAAGCAUGUGAGAAACUGGGUUCCCAAAGUGCUGGAGCACCGAAGACUUGGACUGGAAAUAUACCUGCAGACAAUAAUUAUGGAGAAUGAAGUUCUGCCGAAGAUAUUCCUUGAAUUUUUAAAUAUCCGUCACUUUCCUUCAUUACCAAAAACAGAGAGUUGUGGAUCUCUUGAUGAAACUGAAUCGGAAGAAUCGAGUAAACUGUCCCACCAGCCCGUGCUUCUUUUCCUGAGGGAUCCAUAUGUCUUGCCUGCAGCCGAUGAUACUUUUCCAAAUGUAGUUAUUGAAGGAGUCGUUCAUGGGAUGUUUUACCCUCACAUUCAGCCAUGGUAGACAAAGCAAUAAUGAAGCAAAAUGGACAGUUUUUCAGAAAUAACUGGUGAGAAAAGGGAUUCGGAAGAUAACAGAAAGGGGUUUUACAAUACCAGCAAAAUGUAGUGUAUAGAUAUAUUACCGAUUAAUGCACUAUGUAAGUAUACUUACUAGCGAUGGAAUCAGUGAAUAAACAAGCUGUUCAUGUAGAGGCUUCAUUUGUGUAAAACAACUGUAUUGGAGAAUGUUCUCUAUUAAGGAUUUUUAGAUGGGCACUAUGUUGUACAUGUUGCUAGAUGAACUGACAUUUUAAAAUAUUGAAAUACUUGUGUAUCAUCACCUACGUUACUUCUUUUGAGAUUGCAUUGCUCAUCAUUGUAUCCUCUGUUUAACAUACAUAUGGUAUAUAUACAUACUUACCUACUUCUGACUGGUGCAGUGUCCUUUGAAAAAGGAAAUACAGUACUGUAGAUGGGAUAGUCAGCAAGUAAAAAUAAAUAGUUUGUUGAAUUAUUUAAAUUAUCAAAUGUAUGCAUUGUCUACAUAUGUUUAAAUCUGUUUUUUUUUUCUACAUUAUAUAUUCAAAUUAUUUUUGUGAUUAAAAAAAAAAAAAAUCUAAUGUAUUGCUGCUUUUAAGGUUGAAAAAACACCCAUGAAAAUACACGCUUUGAAUAAGUGUUGUCUUGAACCGUUCUUUUACUUUUGUUACUGUGCUGUUUCCAGUCGAAUGAAAUGUAUCCUGUGAUAAUGUGUCUGACUCGUCUAUACUGAGAAUGCAGGUUACAGUACUGAAUUACAUCUGAAAAAGGGAGAUCAAAUAUUGUCUUCCACUUUAACUAAUCCAUGUCAGCUGUAUCAGCUUUGUUUGGUUUGAGACAAUAAAAAACACCUUGAAGCAUGUUAUUGGUAUCAAGAGAAAGCCAGCUCAUGAUCCUGCGAUUAUAAAAUGUUAAGGUUAAGCUAACAAACUUGUGAUAACUUGCAUUAGAGGUAUAACUGUGGUAUUCUAGCACUUUGUGACCUUGUUUGUAUACAUGACUUGACACCCGGCUUAAAUAGACGUCAACAUACAGUAUAAUUCUAAUAAAGUGCACCGUGAUUAUUUAUAUAGACAUCAACGUACAGUAUAAUACUAAUAAAGUGCACCAUGAUUA
This is a messenger RNA of Polyodon spathula (Mississippi paddlefish), 1816 nucleotides long. RefSeq names its product sorting nexin-24-like. Gene Ontology annotation, molecular function: phosphatidylinositol phosphate binding. NCBI's taxonomy places the organism in Eukaryota, Metazoa, Chordata, Actinopteri, Acipenseriformes, Polyodontidae. The record is from RefSeq and is a predicted model, not a curated record. The coding region runs from base 162 to 683 and encodes 173 amino acids. The transcript is spliced from 7 exons.